GUACCUACUUAUACGCAUGUACGCCUAUACCUAAAUGAACCUAAAUAGUCGAGUAGCAGGUAGCAGUGAUACUUAUGUGUGUGUUCUGGAACUUCCACGGUGCCAAACAUACAUAAGUAGGAACCGUAGGAACGAACAAAAACUGUGUAUUGCGUCAAGAUAUUAUUGACAAACAUAUUGGGAAUAUUCCAGACUAUCCUUGUUGGCACGCAUUUAUGUAUCGCUCGGUUUAAUCGGAGGCCCUGUUUCCCGAUUAAACUGUGACGAACAGACUUACAGAGGUUAGCGUGUGGUAUACAGUUGAAAGAUUCGUAUUCCAGGUCGAGACGUGUUUAUUGGACAUCUGCUCUUUUUCUCGAGAUUUGUGCCAAAAAUCGGUGUAUAUUGGAGAACUAGUGAAUGCGUUUUUGAAAUUCCGUUGGAAGUAUUGUUCGCUGCCGCGCACAUACACGAAGACCAGAGUACAUAUAUAUAUAUAUAUAUAUGCACAUAUAUUAUAUACGUUCCUCCGAAGUCCUCAGUGGCUCCAAAUGACAAAUGCAAUGGCAGGAGCAAAUCUUCACACACCUUCAUCUAUAUUUCAACACAUGAUGGGUCAGCACAAUGUCUCCCAAUUAUCUGCUCCAUGGAUGCAAAUACCACAGGUGCCUCCAAUAUCGAUACCGUGGAGUGUGCCAUCGAUACAACAACCAGAAUUAAUGAGAUUUACAGGUGGAUCGAGUUUGGAACCAAUCCACCAUCAGAAGAGGAAACUUGAAGCUUCUGAUGUAGUAGAUACGAGACAAACAAAGCAGUUCAUAACAGAAGAAAAGAUGGCAGCACAUUUUAAAGAUUUGCACAUUAGUCCCAAUUACCAAUCAUUGUCCCCUUUACCAUCAACAUCAACAGCUGAUACACAAUCAGUUUUGUCUAAAGAGCUGAACAUGGAUCUAGAUAUGGGUACAACAAAUACGGUAGAUUCAGAUCAAACAAAAUCUCGGCAUUCCAAAUUGAUUCUUUCGGAUGAACUCAAGAAACUGCAGCCAGAGCCUAUUCUUCCAUCUUCAUUGUUGUCUAAAUUGGAGAGGCCCUCCAUGGCUCUAGUUCUUUGGGAACCACCAAGCAAACAUCUUCAUAUUCUACCGUCAAGAGACACUCCGACUCCGAUUCCCGGCGUGUCUGAUAACAACAACAACAACAAUAACAAUAAUAAUAAUGAAGCAAUUCCGGACUUGAAUCAGACGUUACAGUCAAGUAAUACACACGUGUUUGAACCAAUGGAAUUAUGAAGGUAGUCUUGUUAGGACGUUGCUUCUUAUAUUUACAAGUACUGUUAAGAAAAUGGAGAA
Dufourea novaeangliae is the source of this 1328-nucleotide messenger RNA. RefSeq names its product ras guanine nucleotide exchange factor Y-like. The transcript has 5 exons. Lineage: Eukaryota; Metazoa; Arthropoda; Insecta; Hymenoptera; Halictidae. The record is from RefSeq and is a predicted model, not a curated record. The coding region runs from base 531 to 1268 and encodes 245 amino acids.